Molecule: messenger RNA, 6072 nt
Organism: Schistocerca serialis cubense
Lineage: Eukaryota; Metazoa; Arthropoda; Insecta; Orthoptera; Acrididae
Exons: 11
Coding region: 488-4756 (1422 amino acids)
Biological process (GO): regulation of DNA-templated transcription
Molecular function (GO): RNA polymerase II cis-regulatory region sequence-specific DNA binding; DNA-binding transcription factor activity, RNA polymerase II-specific
Source: RefSeq, a predicted model, not a curated record
AUGUAUCUGUGUGGAAGAAGUGAUUAGCUUUCGUAAAAUGUAGUCUUUUUUUUACCUUCGACAACAGUGUUUGCGACACAGUGAAUGAAACAGCAACAAAUGUGACACCAUAGACGAUUCAAUGAAGCAACUAGCCUCACAUCAGGGUAGUGCGUGAAAUGUUCUUCGAUAUGGCCGUGAAAUUAUAUUUAACUGACGCGAGAGUAGGAUGCCGAAACAAAAGAAUAUUGGUUACUGCUGCACGUAGUAACCGUCUUCGUGCAAAAUGUUGAAUAUUACAACUGAGAAAAACGCAUAGCAGAUUAUGAAGUCACUAUUAAACACUUGAAAUGAAAGUUUUGAGUUAUCUGAAUACGUAGUCCCUUAUAUUUGCCCUCAGCUGUGAAAACGAAAUGCAUUUUUCUGUUCUAAGUAAAUUACCACGUGCAACAUUUUGUAGCGGCUCUCAUAAAAUGAAAUAAAACGGUGAUACUAUUUCGAUACCACAAUGGAAAAUUCAGAUAAAUUCGGUAUUGUAAUGGAAAAACCAAAGACAGAGCCUCCUAAUAACGAUACCUUAAAUUACGAUUCAGAUUUGUCCCCACAUUGUCACACUGUCGUCUCAGAGCUGCUAGAUUUAACAAAAUGUGAUAGGUUAGAUGGUUCUGGUGUAUGUGAUACGCGAACAGAUUCUUCAGCAAAUUGGUCACCUCCAGAAAGCAUUUUGCGUCAGGCAUUAAUGUCAUUUGCCACAGCAGAGGAGAAAACUAUGCCGUGUUAUGAACACGGAAAAGACGACUUAAAAGACACAGAUGAAAUAUUUCAUGUGGAGGAUCUUAAAAUAUUUCCCCCUAAUUUUUUUAAUGAUAAUAUGGUGGCAAAGGCGCAUCAGCUUGAUUCUCAGCAAUUUACAUUCUUCCCAUCAGAAACCAACCCUUUGCUUCCUGAUACACUUUCUGGCGUUUCCCAAGUGUGUUCUCUGAACAACAGUACAUUUGUUGCAGCUCCACCUUUUGUGCCAUCAUCGUCAGUUGCUAGUCUUUCAGACUCAAGUCAGUUAUCAUUUGUCACUUCAAUUGCUCAGCAUACUGCUCCAACACAAAAUACAUCACACUUUUCCGUAACCUCUUCGUCCUUGUCCAACAAAUGUGAUGGAUCCUUGUGUGAUAUGGCACUGCCAUCUGCAAACACCUUUGUACCCAAGCAGGACACAUUUCCAUCAUCAAAAGAUGUUACUAUGGAUGCUGCUUUCUCAGCAGUGCCAAAGACUGAGAACAACCUAACCAUUGAUGACUCUGUUCCAUUACCCUUAUUGUCAAAUUUGAAAUCAAGUUUAUCACAAGAUAUUCCAGAAAAUCAUCCCAAUCCUUCAAAUCUUGACAGGGAUGUUCUGACAACAGCUUUGUCUUCCUCUGCUGCCUUUGAUUCUGUCAGUGAUGAUGAAGAUGUACCUAAAUUCCUUGAUUCUGGAGUAUCUGAUGUGUGUGAGACUGAAAAUGGUAUAAAGAUUGACAUAAAAUCAGAUGAUUCAUCUGAUUUUAGCCACAAUUCAUUGAUGCCAUUACCAGAUACCAGGCACAAAAAUUCUAUCAGUCAAAGCACACUGUUGCCUAUGUCAAGUAACAUAAUCUUGAACAAAAAUGAGCAUUCCACAACAUCUGUUGAACAGAUUAUUUCAAUUCCUAACACGGUAUGUGGCAGUGAAUUGAACAUUCCACUUUCAGUUCCUGUCUCCUCUGACACAGUACACGUAUGUAAUUCAGUAAUUAGUGGAGAAUCUGGACAAGUAACUUCUGUAAGAGAUCCUCGCUUAGGACAAACACCAUCUUGGCAAAACCAUGGAAUAUCUAUGGCUACAUUAAGUUCAGCUCGUGACAGAAUGCUUACAGAAUGCUCAGUGUUUGGACCAAAUACAGCUGCCACAAAUAUUUCUGGCAUCAAUGUUACAGCUAUGAUGCAAGCUACAGGUGCUGUUCAAUUGUCAGACACGUCUGCACAGUCACUUGAUAUUUCUGCACAGUCCUCACAGUCUUCCGCACCUGAUCAAGUUACAUCUGUAGUCACCAGUUUCUCAGCUUUGGACUCGUCUUAUGCUGUGCAGUCUCCUGCAGAAAUUCUAUCUCAGCUGUCUAGAGCUGGUGCUUUCCCUGCGAUGACAAGUAGUCAGGUGUCGUCUGUGCUGUCAGCUCUGAAUUCAGAAUUUAAUCAUGAUUCUGAAACUGAUACUGGUCCACAAGAUGAGCUUAGUAAUGAACAGGUAUUGCAAGCACCGAUCAGUGUGGAAAAAGUUUCAACAACAACUCAGACUGAAGAUGUAAGUUUCACUGGUAAUAUAUGCCAAGAAAGCAAAAAGACGACAGAGGUGCACUCCCCCACAAUAGCCAGUGAUCAUCCAGAGAACACCACCAGUCAUUCAGGGAAAAGUAUUAAAAAACCAGAAGUUAAAGAUGGACCAAUGGCAGUCAGUACCAAAGAAAUGCCACCACUUGUGAAUCGCAUUCCAUUGUACACAAAAAUUGUAGCUAUUAUCUUGAAAACAACACAGGCUGAAGUUACAAAGACAGCAAUUCCAGUGGAUAACACAAAUACAAAAAAGAGUACUGAUAGUUCAUCUGUGGUUUCUACUAAUCCAACAGACAUUGCCCACAAGAAAGAAGAAAAUAUAUCACCUCCAGCUUCCAUUACUAAGCAGGAAACUGUUAGUGUUAAGCCAAAAAGCAAAUUGUUGAAUGAAGAAAAACCAAGUAAUGCAAAACUGAGCUCAAAAUUAAAAAAGAAGAAGCCGAAAAACAAUUGGUCUAAACCAAAUAGGAACUGCUCUGCAAGACACGUCCAUACAAAAAAUUCCGCAGUCAAACUUAAGAGACGCAAAAAAGCUAAACAAAAUAAUGAUAGUUAUAUUUCAAAAUUUGUUGAAAAACUUUUCUGUUACAGGUGCAAAUUUUGUCCAUUCAUUAGUCUGCAGAAAUCUGCAGUAAGUUUACACAUUGAAAAGGAACAUGCGGCCAAUGUGGAAGCUUCAAGUGGUCCCAUGCAGUUAAAAUGUGUCAUCUGUCAACGCAUAUAUGAAGGUGUGGCUCCUCUCAAAGAGCACUUGCUUAGUGUCCAUAAACUGACUGAUGAAAAAGCCAAAGAACUCGCAACUAGUUCCCUCUUCAGGAAUAAGAAUUUAGUAAUAAAUCACGUUGCAGAGAAAGAGACCGCUGUUGUAGACAAGAGCGUUAAAAAUGAUUCUUCAGAGAUCAAAACCAAUGUUGCUGAGAAUAAUGAAAAACCAAAAGAUAAAACAUUCAUGGAGAAAAGUAGAAUAAGAGUAAAAAAUUUGGAGAGUGAGAAGGUUUCAUUUUCAGAGGUGUCACCUUCAGUGAAAGAGAAGGAUAGUGCAGAACAAGAAGUAGCAAGCUUUAAUGGUCAUGGAAAUGACUGUACCAGCUCACCUAUUUUAGACCAGACUGCUGCAGAUUUGACAGACAUGGCUCAACAGAAUGAAGGCACUCAUAAAGUUAAUUCCUACAACUAUAAGCCUGCGUGGCUGCAGUGUCGUGUUUUGGUGAAAGAGGAUGGAGCCAUAGAAGCUGCAGAUGAAAAACUAAAAAUUGCUAGAAAACGUGGCAGACCAAAAGGAUCCAGAAAUCAAUUAACCUCUGGUAGUAGCAGAAAGAAAGCUUCAACAAAUUCAACAAAUGAGAAGGAGACUGGCUUCAGUUGUAACAUAGACAACUGUGCAGUCCGUAUGCGCUCUCUAGAAAAUAUUGAGUAUCACAGACGAUGCCAUAAUGGUGCCCAGUACUCUUGUCCAGAAUGCAGCCAUGUUCACUGCCAUUGGAAUGGAAUGAGCACACACUUAUGGCGGACACAUGUAAUAAAUAUGGAGCUAUUUUCUUGUGAUCAGUGCUCUUAUAAAACAACAAGUUACAGCAAGCUGAUCAACAUGCAUAAACGAAUCCAUGGCAGUGAGCGACCUUUCCUCUGUGAUACGUGUGGCAAGGGCUUCAAGAAUACAAAACAGUUACGAAAUCACAGGAGCAUCCACUAUGCAAGUUCCAAAUCAAGGCAAGAGCAUGAAGGAGAAUGUGAUGUAUGUGGUCGAACUUUUUCCACUUUGCGCAAACUGCGACUGCACAAGGAUAACGUCCACCAUAAGGUCCGUCGACACCUGUGCAGUAACUGUGGCUACUGCGCGUCCUCCAUCAGCUCCCUGAAAAUGCACAUGAGGCAACAUACAGGUGAAAAGCCAUUCAAAUGCAAUGAAUGCGACUACCAGACCUCCGACCACAAUUCCCUCCGGCGUCACAAAAUGCGCCACAGUGGAGCCAAGCCUUACAAGUGCCCUCACUGUACUUACGCUUGCAUUCAGUCCAGUACAUACAAGGCACAUAUAAAAACCAAACAUCCAGGUCUAGAUAAUGGCUUGAUGUUUAGCUGCAAUGAAUGUAAUUUCCAUACAGUGAAAGAAGAUAAUUACUUGGCACAUUUGGGAGAGCACAAACUGGGCACAUUUCCUGCCAACAAGAAGUUGAAGAAAUUGCAGGAGGAGGAUAGUGGAGGAUUUAAUUUCGAUAUGCCAUUUGAAUCAGAUUACGUUGCACACCUAGUUGAGCCCUUACUUGUGGACAGCAAUGGGAUGCGGCAACGUCUUCCAGAACUGAGUGUUCAUGCUGCAGAGACUAUUUCAGAUAUUCAGUUUCACCCAGGACGGGAAAAUGAACAAAUCAUGGGGGACUUCCAAGAACCUCGAGAGCUGAAAUUUAGUGUAUUGCAACAAGCAGCCCCCUGAAGAUACAAGCUAACAUCAUAUUCCUGACUUGGCAACUAAAGGAUGCUAACAGUAAACUGUUCAGUAUGCCACUUAAUUCACUGUUACUUUUAACUGAUCCUGUCCUACGCAGUGAAUAGAAGAGCAAAUUCCUUAUCCUUUGACUUGCAUUUUUUGAUCUAGUCUUUAGAGUCCUCUUGCUUCUGUUGUUUUUCUUCUUGUUGUUAUUACAAGACAUUAUUGUAUGCAUAAAAAUGUUUAAGUCACACAUAUGAUAGAGAUAUAAAGAAGUUGACACCGAGUCUCCACAAAAUGUAAGAUUUAUUUUUUGUGAUCAAGAAUUAAAAAUGUCAAUGGAAAAAAGUAGUCUGUACCGAGUAACAAGAGGGAGAAAUAUAAUAAUAAUAAUUAUUAUUAUUAUGGUGCUCAGCUGGACAGAGAAAUGUAAGGUAAUUUGUGUGAAUUAUGUCACUUGGGCAUCUGGAUAUUGAAAAUGAUGCACAAAGUUUAUAACAAUGCAUAUAAGACAAUGGACAGCACCAUAUGACAUAAAGAUGUGUGAAGCUGUGUAUGUAGAAGAUCCUUUACACUUAAUUCUCUGGGGUAAUUAUUCCUCUUUAGCAUCUCUCUUGUCGUGUAUGUUGAAUGGUUCACAUUUCAUUAUCUUUUCGCAAAUUUUGUAUAGCUUGUUUUUGUUAUUUCUUGCACAAAGAAGGAGAAUCUUUGGCUACAAAUCCCAGAUUCAGUGUCAGCUUUCAUAAUCACAGUGUAAACCAUCUACAUUUUACUUUUCAGGUACACUGUUUCCAUUGCUAAAAAUUCUGCAACAUGCUUUGCAGUGGGUAAUAUUCACCUCUAAAUCCAUUUUUUGUGCCUGUCCUUUGAAAUCCUGUUUCCUUUGCUCUGUAAACAAAUACUUACUUUGUUCAUAUUUUGCAACAAAGAAUAUGAUUGCUAGAUGUUAUGCAACUUGGAUUCAUUGUUGGGUAUUACCCAUGGAGUAUUUGCAUUUGAAACAAGUCCCUGUAUAUUAAUGUUACAUUAUUUGUCAGACUAUAAGAUGGUUUCUAUUUUUUUUUCCAUAAGAAGCUAAUUGCAAGGAUCUUCUCUAAAGACUUGGAAAUGUUGGGAACAGAAUCUAAACUUGCAUUAAAAAUAUACAAUAUUUUGAAAUAGCUACCUAAUUUAUUUAAUUUGCUAUUUCUCAUAAUAUAUUUUUUGCGGUCAAUAUGAUCUUCUGUUAAUGUACAUGAUUGUACAAGUUAUGUAAGUAUGGUAAAUGUUGUUACAUUCAUUUUUCAAUUCACUGUUUUUCAUAUGAGACUGACAUUUAUUUU